Laccaria bicolor S238N-H82 is the source of this 510-nucleotide messenger RNA. RefSeq lists its product as uncharacterized. The coding region runs from base 1 to 510 and encodes 169 amino acids. The record is from RefSeq and is a predicted model, not a curated record. The transcript is spliced from 4 exons. Lineage: Eukaryota; Fungi; Basidiomycota; Agaricomycetes; Agaricales; Hydnangiaceae.
AUGCACCACCUUCUUGACAAAUUCUGGCCUCAUCAAGAAUUCCUCAGAGCUCUUUUGUGGCUCCCCCCAGUGGAUGCUCCUUUCUGGAUCUGCUCUUGGAUUAUGAGCAAAUGUGAUGAAAUUACCCUCGAUGGUAAACACCGCCCACAAAACCAGUUUUGGGACUCCUAUGCUCAGGCUCAAAAGAUGUGGGCUGCAAUGACCCAUGUAUUUAUGCGUGACUACAACCUUGGAUCAGUGCAGUGGCAUGAGAGUGAACUGGUCCCUGGUCGCAUGAUGGGCAAUCCCUCCAUUUCAUCCGAAGUAGCAAAUUACAUGUCUGGCCUUCAGCGUCGAAAGGUCAAAGCUGGAGAGACAGCAACAAGUGCUCGAGCGAUAACUUCUAGUAUUUUGGAGGAUUUGUACAACUACAAUCACCUCCUGGAGAACUGGAAAAUUCAUGCAUAUACACCUCUUUCUCGCCAAGAUGCUGGAAGGCUCCAUGAGUGGGGUGGUGGACUUACACGAUGA